This is a messenger RNA of Sapajus apella (tufted capuchin), 2276 nucleotides long. RefSeq names its product ST6 N-acetylgalactosaminide alpha-2,6-sialyltransferase 1 (gene ST6GALNAC1). Bases 195 to 1985 code for a protein of 596 amino acids. The transcript is spliced from 9 exons. Gene Ontology annotation, molecular function: alpha-N-acetylgalactosaminide alpha-2,6-sialyltransferase activity. The record is from RefSeq and is a predicted model, not a curated record. NCBI's taxonomy places the organism in Eukaryota, Metazoa, Chordata, Mammalia, Primates, Cebidae.
CCUUCAUAAAGCAGUGAAGGCGGAUCCUCCCUCCCCUGGCAGAGACUGAUAAACUCAGCACUCGCAGGAGUGGCUCAUUGUUAGCACAAAAGGUGUGCACUUCCCUCGGGCAAACCCGAGCGGUAAGUCUCUCUGCUGCCCACAUCAAGGCCCCAGGACAUGCAGAACCUGCCUCUAGAGCCCAACCCACCACCAUGAGGUCCUUCCUGUGGAGAUGCAGCCACCCGAGGCAAGGCAUCCAGUGGUCCUUGCUCCUGGCUGCCCUGGCCGUCUUUCUCUUCGCCUUGCCCUCCUUUAUUAAGGAACCUAACACAAAGCCUUCCAGGUAUCGAGGCACAGAGAACGUUAAAGUGAGGUCUCCCCAGUCCCUGCAAAAGCCUGAGCCCCAGGCACCCACGAGAGCAAGGAGGGUGACCGUCUCUGCAGAGCACGGUGCCCUCGGCACACACACCCAGCCCAGGGCCCACAGUGUCGGAGAGGGAAGAACGGAGGCCGACCAGGCACCGCUGGAAGAGCAGGGCAGGGCAACCGGCGAAGCGCAGUGGGCGGCAGCAUGGAAGAGCCCCAAAAAAGAGAAAACCAUGGUGAACACACAGUCACCCCCAGGGCAAGACGCACGGACAGCGGCACAAUUAUGGAAGAGCCAGGAAGCAAAGAUGGCCCGAGGAGAUGGGGGCCAGGCUGGGAAGCUGACGGCCACCAAGACAGCAUCGGUGAAGCACAAGGGCAAAGCAGCGACCACCGCAAAGGCACUCAUUCCCAAAAGCUGGCACAGAAUGCUGGCCCCCACAGGGGCAGUGCCUACGAGGACAAGACAGAAAGGAGUGACCGCAGCAGUCAUCCCACCCAAGGAGAAGAAAGCUCAGGCCACCCCACCCCCUGCCCCUUUCCAGAGCCCCACGACGCAGAGAAUCCUAAGGCUGAAAGCCGCCAACUUCAAGUCUGAGCCUCGGUGGGAUUUUGAGGAAAAAUACAGCUUUGAAACAGGGGGCCUCCAGACGACCUGCCCUGACUCCGUGAAGGUCAAAGCCUCCAGGUCGCCGUGGCUCCAGAAACUCUUUCUGCCCAACCUCACUCUCUUCCUGGACUCCAGACACUUCAACCAGAGCGAGUGGGACCGCCUGGAACACUUCGCGCCACCCUUUGGCUUCAUGGAGCUCAACUACUCCCUGGUGCAGAAGGUGGUGACCCGCUUCCCUCCAGUGCCCCAGCAGCAGCUGCUCCUGGCCAGCCUCCCUCCUGGGAACGACCGGUGCAUCACCUGUGCCGUGGUGGGCAAUGGGGGCAUCCUGAACAACUCCCGCAUGGGCCAGGAGAUAGACAGCCAUGACUACGUGUUCCGACUGAGCGGAGCUCUCAUUAAAGGCUAUGAGCAGGAUGUGGGUACUCGGACAUCCUUCUACGGCUUCACGGCCUUCUCCUUGACCCUGUCGAUUCUUACAUUGGGCAAUCGGGGCUUCAAGAAUGUGCCUCUGGGGAAGGAUGUCCGCUACUUGCACUUCCUGGAAGGCACCCGGGACUAUGAGUGGCUGGAAGCGCUGCUCAUGAAUCAGACGCUGCUGUCAAAUAACCUUUUCUGGUUCAGGCACAGACCCCAGGAAGCUUUUCAGGAAGCCUUGCAAAUGGACAGAUACCUGUUGCUGCACCCAGACUUCCUCCGAUACAUGAAGAACAGGUUUCUGAGGUCUAAGACCCUGGACGGUGCCCACUGGAGGAUAUACCGCCCCACCACUGGGGCCCUCCUGCUGCUCACGGCCCUGCAGCUCUGUGACCAGGUGAGUGCCUACGGCUUCAUCACUGAGGGCCAUGAGCGCUUUUCUGAUCACUACUAUGAUAAGUCAUGGAAACGACUGAUCUUUUACAUAAACCAUGACUUCAAGUUGGAGAAGGAAGUCUGGAAGCGGCUACACGAUGAAGGGAUAAUCCGGCUGUACCAGCGUCCUGGUCCCAGUCCCAGCCCCAGAACACCCAACGCAAAGAACUGACGGGGGGCUGGGCUGCAGUGUUCUCCUCACCCGCCAGUGGGAAUUUUGAGACUCUGACCGUUUCCCAGGGCUUGGGCCACACUCCAGGCCCUUCAGGCGUUCGGGGGGAACACUUGAAUCCAGGGCAAGACUCUCCCAAGAUGGCAAAUGGCUGAUUGAGAUUUUGAAGUUCUUCAGUACCUUGCUGUAGGUCCUGGAGGAGAUUCCUGAGCCCAGGGUUUUUUUGUUCUUGUUUUUGUUUGGAGACGAAGUCUCGCUCUGUGACCCAGGCUGGAACACAGUGGUGAGGUC